Messenger RNA from Dreissena polymorpha, 2491 nucleotides. RefSeq lists its product as uncharacterized. NCBI's taxonomy places the organism in Eukaryota, Metazoa, Mollusca, Bivalvia, Myida, Dreissenidae. The transcript is spliced from 8 exons. The record is from RefSeq and is a predicted model, not a curated record. Bases 19 to 1893 code for a protein of 624 amino acids. Gene Ontology annotation, biological process: protein phosphorylation. Gene Ontology annotation, molecular function: protein kinase activity; ATP binding.
GCAUACAGGGACUGUGGAAUGGUAACUGACAAAUAUCUCGUUAUGUUAGCUGGACUGAAGCAACUUGUCGCUUCUAGUAUGUCGGAGAACUGCAGAAGGCAUUGUAGUUGGCUAACCGAGCUCAUUGAAGAGAUUCAGAAGUGUCUAACAAUCAGACUUGAAGACGCGAAAUCAAAUUAUGAAGACAACGACACCAAAUACACAGAUGCGUUCGUAAGGUUAUCAAAACUUCGUCAGGAUGUCGAUUCCAUUCGUAAAGAUAUGGAACUAAAAUGUUCCAAGAAAUGCGAUGAAAUGGCGGCUAAAAUGCAUGACCAUAUUCACUCUCUUGAUGUGCAAGCUCAGCUUAAAGGAAGAAUUAACAUUGAUAUAGCACCAGAUGAAGACCUUAUUAAAAUGUCAGUACUACAACAAAUAGAAAAAUUGAUGGUAGAAGAAGUUAAAGAUUUUGAAAAAAGGGAACAGAUCGUAGCAAAAGCUAGAGAUCAGAUAAGAAUGGACAUUAACCAAAAAUAUCACAUUCUUAUAGAGAAACUAGUGGAAGUUGAAAAGUCGAUCGAAAAUACGAAAUCUGAAGCUGCGUCUGAAGAAGAAAGCGAGAUGUCCACUGGAGGAAAGGUGUUGAUUGGAGUUGGUUUAGCAAUUGGCAUCCCGGUAGUUGUAGCGCUUGGAAUAGCACUUAUACCAAUUACUCUUCCGGCUACCAUCGCAGUCUUUUGGAAGAAAUCAAAAGCGAUUUCAAGGCUUUUAGCCCACCAGGAAGAAUUGAAAGACGAAUGUUUAAAGAUUAUGUUGAAACAGGCUAAUAAAGAUGUGUUUCAUAAAUAUGUGAAUGAACACUAUCUUCCACAGCUCCAAAAACAAAUGGAGUAUAUUUCGAAUGAAAUUCCAAGGAAAAUAAAAGGUUUGAAACAACUGGUAAAUGAUAUGCAGAACAAGCGACUGAGUUCAAAGGAGAUUAAAGAAAUGUAUGAACCAGCCCUGGAGAGUAUUGGAAGUAUGCUCUUUACUUUGCAAAAGUUUGAUCUAACACAUAUUUCAGAAUGGAAUAUUGAUGUCGGGAGACUCAGGAUAACACAAGAAAUAUGUACGAGUGAUUCUGUCAGCGUGUAUGCGGCUGAACUAUGCUCAAAUGAAGAAGAAAGUACAGUAGUUAUCAAACUUUUGCAAGAAGCCACACCACAAACAUAUUUGAAGACAGUUGAAGCAUUAAGCGUUUUAAGAAAGACGAACCAUAAAAAUGUGGUUGCCUUCAUUGGAUUCUGUUACACGGAUUGCAUGCCUGCAAUCGCGUCAAGGGACUGUAUUUCAACAACGUUGCAGUUUAGAAAUUCGCGACUGAUGACAGUUUUUGAAAUGUGUGAUACAACGUUAGAAGAUUACGUGCGUGAUAAUAACGACCUCGUGUGCGGAAAAACACAGAAAAGAACAUAUGAGAAAAGCGCACUUCAAUUCUUUUGCACAACUGGUCUGUCAAUCUGUGCAGGAAUGGUACACAUGUACGAACAGGGACUUUUGAACAUCUUUAUAAAUCUGAACAACAUUAUGAUUAAGAAUGAGCACGUCAAAAUCAACCCAUCCAUGAGCGGUUCGAUUUCAAUAAAUCAACGGGAAUGGCCAAGAGCUCCUGAGUUGGCAACUGGACAGUACACUAACGAGACGGAUGUGUUCUAUUUAGGGAAAGUGUUAUGGGAGCUGUGGUAUGGAAGAAAAGCGAAUGGGCCCACUUGCCGCUCAGCAGAAGAAUACGAGAGGCUUCCAGACUGUAAAUUGAAGCACGCUAUGCCCGAAAAACUCGCGAAAAUUGUUUGUAAAUGCUGGGAGGCGGAUCCAAAGCAACGACCUUCCAUGGACGAAUUGAUGGCAGUUCUUGGCCAAGUUCAAGUAAUGUAGAAACAGCCAACGCUCAUCGAUUAUUCGAGUUAUUGUAUCAAUUUUGUCAAAAUCAACAUUAUUUGUGAUAUUGUGCAAUUAUACAUGCAUCUGCAAUGUACGUCGGGUAGCCGAUUUGUUUAUAAUUGGUGUUAUCUUUUAAUGAUUGUAUGUUUAUUUGUAAUGUUAAAUUUAGUUUAUAGAUAUAUGCAUUCUUAUUUGCUGUUAUGUUUACUAACCUAUAUAUGUGAGCUUAACGUGUCUUAAUGUUUUGCCUUUAUUUUUAUAAUGUUAACUAGUUGUGUAUUUAUAGUAUCUAAGUGUGAAUACCAUUUUACAAUAGCAGAAAAUGCGUGAAUUUAACAUAAAUAAAAAAUGCAUUUAUGCUUUUUAUAUUUUAUUGGAGACAUGUUUGUUAGUAAACUUUGCCAAACGAAUGUUUAUACUCACGUUGAACAAUAAACAUUUCAUUAAGAAAGGUUAAAGUCACAUGUAUAGAUAAGAAAAGUAACUUUUCUGUUGUAGUGUGCUAUGUGCUUGUACUUGCUAUUUGAACACUGACACACAAUGAACACAUCUUUUUAAUUGUUCUGCAUUUUUAUGCAUAUAAACGUUUUUG